Molecule: messenger RNA, 1837 nt
Organism: Exophiala viscosa
Lineage: Eukaryota; Fungi; Ascomycota; Eurotiomycetes; Chaetothyriales; Herpotrichiellaceae
Product: putative MFS sugar transporter
Exons: 6
Coding region: 248-1669 (473 amino acids)
Biological process (GO): transmembrane transport; carbohydrate transport
Cellular component (GO): membrane
Molecular function (GO): carbohydrate:proton symporter activity
Source: RefSeq, a predicted model, not a curated record
CCAGUUAACCCGCUCUGUUCAAUUGUACGGAGUAGUCCAGGUAUACUUCCCCAGCCCAUUCGCUUACCCACCGCUUCCUUCUCAAGUAGCUGUGGGUGAUGUAUGUAAAACGUUUUCCGAUCAACGGUUUCUCUGGAGAUUACGGGGCACCCACGUUCUCACACUUGAUAUAUAAGACCAUGACUUGCAGCUCAGCGAAUCAAUCCUGUAGUCUAUAACAGCACUCGACUCUGCAGCAAUCACAAACAUGCCGUCUUACAAGAUGUUUGGGACUGGACACAGUCUUCGGCUGGCCAUCUCCGUGGCUUGCGACAUGGCUUUUAUCCUUUUCGGCUACGACCAAGGUGUGUUUGGCGGCGUCGUCAGCAAUGAACACUUUUGCAAUGGCUUGGAUCAUUGUGAGUAUCCUGGCUACAACUCAGCUAAUAUUGUAGGUGCUGCGCUACAGACCAGCGCGAAGAGUACACCCCACAUGAUGAUUGGAAGAUACAUCACGGGAAUUGGAACUGGCAUCGAAACCUCGACAGUCCCAAUGUACCAAGCAGAGCUCUGUGAAGCCAGCAAAAGAGGUCGCCUACUCUGCUCCGAGGUCUUUUUCGUGGCCUUUGGAAUCGUCGUCGCCUAUUUCUUCAAUUACGGAAUGGCAUAUGUCGGUAAAGAAAACCCUGGCAACUGCCCGUGGGAUUUCAGAUUACUGCUCGUGUUUGGCCUUCCAGAAAGUCCUCGGUACUGCUACAAACUCGGUCGAAACGAAGAGGCCCUUCGGAUCCUAUGCGAAGUAUAUGAAAAGUCACCUGAUGACCCAAUGAUUGUCCAGGCACAGCAAGAUGUCUUGGAAGUCAUCGCCAUGGAAACUGAACACGGCCAAUACAAGUGGAGAAACAUUUUCAAAGCCGACAAGGUGAAGACUGGACGACGAGUGCUUCUUGCGUACGGAAUUCAAUUCAUGCAGCAGUGGACUGGGAUCAACAUCGUUGUGUACUUCAUCAGCACUGUCCUUCAGGUCAAUGUUGGAUUGAGUCGCCAGCUAUCUCUAGUGCUGGGUGGAUGCAUCAACCUCACAUUCAUGAUCGGCUCCUUGUUUCCGACCUUUUUUAUCGACCGAUACGGUCGCCGAAGACCUUUGAUGUGGGGUUUCGGCGGGCUCGGUAUAUCUAUGCUGUUGAUUGCUGUGCUUCUCAGCUUCAAUGGCCAUGCGAACGAGCAUGCGACUUCUUCCGCCGCCGUGGCGUUUUUUUUCUCCUAUAUGCUGGCAUUUGGUAUGUCUCUCAACUGCAUUCCAUGGUGCUACGGGCCUGAAAUCCUGCCACUCCACGCUCGUGCCAAGGGAGGAGCCAUCGGCAUCUCGAGCAACUGGCUAUGGAACUUUGUGGUCGUGGAAAUCACCCCGACCAUCAUCGAACACUUACAAUGGAAAGCCUAUCUAAUCUUCACCGUCACCAACCUGGCCUUUAUCCCAGUGGUCUAUUUCUUCUAUCCUGAAACUGCACAACUGACUCUCGAAGAGGUCGACCUGGUCUUCCUGGAUGGUGGAGACAGUGCCGUCAAGAAGUCUCUGAAUAUGGUUCAAGCUCGCAAGACAUAUGGCCGACGGGAAAGCAUGAUUCUUCACCCGGAAAUUCGAACAGAGGCUCAAGAGGAGCCCGCUAGCCAUAUCGAGGUCAAGUGAGUCGGGGAACGCUAGCGAGAAGACCAAUAUUAGAAUAGCAGUUCAUCGAGUACCGUGGGACGAUGUGUGGUGAGUUAGAGCGGUGCCCAGAUGCCAGGCGGCUUCAUCCUGCCAAGGGGCGUGGUCUCAGAAACAGGAUUCAGACCUCAACAGGUCUGCCAAUGUGGG